Molecule: messenger RNA, 1180 nt
Organism: Bactrocera tryoni
Lineage: Eukaryota; Metazoa; Arthropoda; Insecta; Diptera; Tephritidae
Gene: mago
Product: protein mago nashi
Exons: 3
Coding region: 7-522 (171 amino acids)
Biological process (GO): RNA splicing
Cellular component (GO): exon-exon junction complex; catalytic step 2 spliceosome; nucleus
Source: RefSeq, a predicted model, not a curated record
CACAAAAUGGAAGUUGGAGAAAGUUUGACGCAUAAUUUUGACGUUUGGCACGGCUGUAAACCCGGAAAAAUAGCUAUUAUGACUACGGAGGACUUUUAUUUACGUUAUUAUGUUGGCCAUAAGGGCAAGUUUGGUCAUGAGUUUCUGGAGUUCGAAUUCAGACCGGAUGGUAAACUGCGCUACGCCAACAACUCUAAUUACAAAAACGACACAAUGAUCCGUAAGGAAGCAUUCGUGCAUCAAUCGGUGAUGGAAGAGCUAAAGAGAAUCAUUUUAGAUUCAGAAAUUAUGGCUGAAGACGAUUCACCGUGGCCACCACCGGAUCGCGUAGGCAGACAGGAGUUGGAAAUUGUCAUAGGUGAUGAACAUAUAUCCUUCACUACUUCGAAAACAGGCUCACUAGUCGAUGUGAAUCGUUCAAAAGAUCCCGAGGGUCUCCGUUGUUUCUAUUAUUUAGUACAGGAUUUAAAGUGUUUGGUGUUCUCACUUAUUGGACUGCACUUCAAAAUUAAACCAAUAUAAUAGUGUAAUUUUGUAACUUUAAUACUGACAUACUUAUGUAUAUUUAAUUUCCAUUUUGUAUUCGCAAAACUUUGCUUUAUUUCAAUUAAAAUCUAAACAUACUUACGAACGCGGUUUCAAUUAUGAUAGGUCAAAAAUUUUAGUACUGAAAAUUUUUGAGACACUCGAAUGGUUUAUAAUGUUUAUAAAAGUAGAAAUAUAUUUACCAGUCUGUAGGACUAGUCCAAUAGUCGGGUACAAGAACUAUCAACUCGACAGCUUUCUUAUAAACCAUAACAAAGUUAUUACUUGCCUUUCUGGUGUUUCGUAUUUUUGGCAUAUGGUUAAACGUCAAAUCAGUUCUUUAUAAGUAGACCGCUUUUCAACAAUUUUAUUGCUUAGAAAUAUUUAAAAUUGCUUUUUAAUUUAUUCAAAGGAUCUAAUAACUUGCAUGCAUAUUAAAAACAUUUUUCUUUCGAUAGAAUAACACUCAUUCCUAUAUACCGCAAAAUUUAUUCCAACACAAAAUAGUAAAAUAUUAACAUUUAAUAGCAUUGAGAUUAACUUGAGUAAAUAUAAGGUGACACUGGUUACUUAAGGCUAGCGCAGGCUAUAUAAAUUAUUUGUAAGUAAAUGACAUAAACUAUAUUGUAAUUUUCCUAGACUGAUUCAAAUAGUA